AAAGAAAACAGUCUCAAAACAAAGAACCGUCUGGUUCCGUGCUUUUCUUUAUGUUAUUAAUUUUUCACGUGUUUUCUCGGAAGGAAAACGAAACGAAACUACAUACAUCAAAUACCCCACCUAAUCUAAAACUUUUUCAAAAAAAUCCCUAAAUCCCCUGUUUUAUUGGAAAAUCCCAAAAUCCCAGUACUAAACUCUCUUUCGUAUAUAACAAUUGAUAAUUUCCUUACAUCCAACCUACAAAUUUGGGUUGCAAAUCCCAGGAAAGUUCUGGGUUUUCAUCUUUGUCUGUGAAUUCCUCUAUUUUUGUAUAGGGCUCGAACCAAAUGAGUUAGGAAAUUGGUUGCUGGUGCUUUUGAGAUCAUUACUUUGUUUAUAGUCUCACAGAAAUGUCUUCAAUUUUUGUGGGUUUCUAGGUUUUUUUGUGUAUUUGCAAGUGAGAUUAAGCUCUUAAUCUGCCAGUCAAACUGUCAAUUUUUCUGGGUUAUGUCUACAUUGAUCUGUUUAUAUAGUCCUAGUCUAUAAUCACUUGAGUUCAGUUCAGAUUCUGUUAGAAUUUGUUACUUCUGUUACAAUAGUCUUUAAUUGGGGUUGUACGUGCUUGUUCUAUCCACCCUUCAACCGGGUCUGAGUUAUCUUUUUUUGGGUUUUGAAUUGGUUGCAUUUGUGGUUGUCUGUACAGUUAUUUUUGAGCUUUGUCAUUUUACAUAGUAAUUGGAUAAAGUGAGUUUGCAUUGGAUCAUUCACAGUGAUUGAUAUCAUAAAAAAUUUCCAUUUAUUACUGAGUCUUGGUGUUCAACUAAAAAAAUUCGAUGACAAUCACAUCGGUACCCGGGAGUUCAGGGUAUUUAGAUGCUGAGAAUAGGAAAAUCUCAUACUUCAGCAACCGGUAUGUACUGGGUUUGACUGUGAUUGCCGGUAUUGGAGGACUGCUUUUUGGCUAUGAUACAGGAGUAAUAUCAGGGGCCCUUCUGUAUAUUAAAGAAGAAUUUGAGGCAGUCAAUGAUAGUAGUUUCCUACAGGAAACUAUUGUUAGCAUGGCUUUGGUUGGUGCAAUUAUUGGAGCUGCAGCAGGUGGCUGGUUAAAUGAUGCUUAUGGACGCAAGAAAGCUACUCUUCUUGCAGAUGUUGUCUUUGCAAUUGGAUCAGUUGUUAUGGCUGCUGCACCAGAUCCAUAUGUUCUCAUACUUGGACGACUAUUGAUUGGCUUGGGUGUGGGUGUGGCAUCUGUUACUGCUCCUGUGUAUAUUGCAGAGGCAUCACCGUCUGAAAUAAGGGGAGGUCUUGUCAGUACUAAUGUGCUUAUGAUUACUGGUGGACAAUUUCUUUCAUAUGUGGUCAAUCUUGCUUUCACUGAGGUUCCAGGGACAUGGCGAUGGAUGCUUGGAGUUUCUGGUGUACCAGCUGUCAUUCAGUUUUGCCUCAUGAUAUUUUUGCCAGAGUCCCCACGCUGGCUUUACAUGAAGAAAGAUAAAGCUGAAGCCAUUGUUGUGCUUUCUAGAAUUUAUGGUCCUUACCGGUUAGAGGAGGAGAUAAAUCAGCUUUCUAUUGCAUUAGAGGAAGAAGAGCAAAGAAAGAAUUCUGUCAGUUACUGGGAUGUAUUUAAAUUGAAAGAAAUCAGACUUGCAUUCCUGGCUGGAGCAGGACUUCAGGCAUUUCAGCAGUUUACCGGUAUCAACACGGUCAUGUACUACAGCCCAACAAUUGUUCAGAUGGCAGGCUUCAGUUCCAACCAAUUAGCACUUCUCUUAUCAAUGAUUGUCGCUGCAAUGAAUGCUGCAGGAACAGUUCUUGGAAUUUACCUCAUUGAUCACUUCGGGCGUCGAAAGUUGGCCCUCAGUAGUUUAUCUGGCGUGAUCGUGUCCCUCAUCCUUCUCUCCACAGCAUUCUUCCUCCAAUCUUCUGGUUCUUCAAACAGUCUCUACGGGUGGCUGGCGGUUCUAGGGUUAGCCCUCUACAUCGCUUUCUUUGCACCUGGCAUGGGACCAGUGCCUUGGACCGUGAACUCGGAAAUAUACCCGGAGUCGUAUCGAGGGAUUUGUGGAGGCAUGUCUGCUACUGUGAACUGGAUUUCGAAUCUGAUCGUAACCCAGAGUUUUCUUUCGGUCGCUGAAGCUGUGGGAACGGGUCCCACUUUCUUGAUACUAGCAGGCGUGGCAGUUAUUGCAGUUGUGUUUGUGGUAAUGUUUGUGCCAGAGACUAAGGGCUUGUCAUUCGAGGAGGUGGAGAGGAUAUGGAAGAUGAGGGCUUGGGGAAGUGGGUAUGAUGCUAGUGAAGGCCUGCUCGAGGAGCAAAGUGAGUCCUAAUCAGUAGUUUGAAUGGAUUUUAAAAAUGCAGUUUGUGCAUAUAUUAAUAUAUAUUUUAACUAAUAAAUUAAGUGUAUGUGCUCAACACAAAUGUGAUUGUUGAAUUCUGGGAAAUUGGCGAAGGCAUUUGGCAAGUUUGGGGAACAUGGGUACAAAAGCGGUGUCAUUGAAACUGAUCCUCUGAUGGUAUUUAAUACUUUACGCAGGCAACAGGUGAAGAACCAGUGGCUGCAGCAUUUUCUCAUCGACAGCCCUUGGCUCAUGUCGAAGUUUCAGCAACUGUAAGUUAUAUGUUUUGUGUAUCAUGAAGCCGAUUUUGUUGCUGGAUAGUUUAUUGAAAAUGGUUGUAUCUCUCCCAUGGAAUUGUACUCUUUAUCAAUUAUGUUGUCCCAUUUUGUAUCUGUUGCUAUUUAAUGAGCAGAGCUGGGUAUGGCUUCACCCAGAUAUGGAACACUAAAAUAAAGAGUGUUCUCUUGUUACUUUAAUGUAAGCUUUAGCUUCUCUGUUCAAAAAAUUCCAUAUAUAUAUAUAUUCUUUUUGUUGCAAUUCA
Molecule: messenger RNA, 2856 nt
Organism: Camellia sinensis
Lineage: Eukaryota; Viridiplantae; Streptophyta; Magnoliopsida; Ericales; Theaceae
Source: RefSeq, a predicted model, not a curated record